AUGGCCAAAUUCGUGCUUGCGGGUAGAGCAGAUUGCCCAUAUUAUGCUAAAGCAGAACUCCUAGCAGACUACUUACAAAAGAAUCUUCCUGAUUUUCGGGUACAUAAAAUUACACAACAUCCUCAUGUUUGGGAGGAGUGGUUAAAAGACCUGUGUGAGAAAAAUACGUGGAGUCACAAAAAGUCCCCCAUCAUAUGGAGAGAGCUGUUGGAUCGUGGAGGAAAGGGCUUGCUUUUGGGAGGAUAUAACGAGUUCCUGGAAUACGCCCAGCUUUACUAUGGUGUCACCUCUAGCAUGACUACUGAGCUGAUGAAGAUAAUUGCUCAAGAGAACCUGGAAACACAUAUAGAAAAAGAACUGGAGGAAGAAAUCAGGAAAGAUCUCAUCCACCCUUUGCAGGUCUGGAUCACCAGCGCAUCUGUCCCUGCCUGCUACAACCUAAUUCCCAUCUUGACAAGUGGUGAAGUGUUUGGAAUGCACACGGAAAUUAGCCUGAAUCUAUUUGACAAUAAGCAGGCAGAAGAAAAUCUCCACGUUAUCGUGACUGAAACUCAGGACCUGGUGGCCCCCUUGCUCCGGAGCAUCUCCAUCUGCACCCGAGUGGAGGACGCCUUCCUCCAGGCCCACGUGAUCAUCAUCCUGGAUGAGAACACUGACCAGGAGGUGUACACUCUAGAAGACUGCAUCCGAAGCAGGCUUCCUUUGUGUAGGCUCUAUGGAUACCUGAUCGAGAAAAAUGCUCAUGAUUCUGUCAGAGUUAUUGUGGGAGGAAAAACGUUUGUGAAUCUUAAAACCAUUUUGCUUAUGAGAUAUGCCCCAAACGUGGCCCACAACAUCAUUGCUGUGGCUCUGGGCGUGGAAGGCCAAGCUAGAGCUGCACUGGCCAGAAAACUGAGAACAACCUCCUCAUGUAUCAAAAAUGUGAUAGUUUGGGGUAAUAUUAGUGGAAAUAACUACAUUGAUCUGAGAAAAGCCAAGGUUUACAGAUAUGAGAGUGCUAUUUGGGGACCUCCUAACUACUCACGUCCUGUUUUGAGCUUGAUUUUUGAUAGUGACUGGGUAAACAGACAAUAUGUGGAAACUCUUAAAAAGCUGACGGCCACAGGAAAACAAUUUGGAGCCAUCUUAUCUGCACACAGUAUAGCCACUACAUUGAAAUACUGGUACCAUGGCUCACCACCUGGAGAGAUCGUGUCUUUAGGAGUACUAAGUGAAGGCCAGUUUGGUAUUCCUGAAGGGAUCGUCUUUUCUAUGCCUGUAAAAUUUGAGAAUGGAACUUGGGUAGUUCUUACAGAUCUCGAAGAUAUUGAAAUCAGUGAACAAAUAAUGACCAGAAUGACAAGUGAUCUCAUUCAGGAGAAACUUGUUGCACUUGGAGAUUUGAUCAAUUUUCAGCCCUAUCAAUCAGAGACUGACAUAGCCAAAAGCUAUGAAAAGACCACCUUACCUACCACAUACAACAACCAGGAAAAUCAAAGAGUCUCAGAUGCAGUGGAUCUUUUAGAUCUGAUUCCUCAACCCAACUCUGAAAAGCCAUACAGUCAAGAAGCCAUAAAUGAUUCUGAAGACAAAAGGGUGGAAGAGCAACAGAUAAAUUAG
This is a messenger RNA of Neomonachus schauinslandi (Hawaiian monk seal), 1599 nucleotides long. RefSeq names its product malate dehydrogenase 1B (gene MDH1B). Bases 1 to 1599 code for a protein of 532 amino acids. The record is from RefSeq and is a predicted model, not a curated record. The transcript has 12 exons. Gene Ontology annotation, biological process: malate metabolic process; oxaloacetate metabolic process; tricarboxylic acid cycle. Lineage: Eukaryota; Metazoa; Chordata; Mammalia; Carnivora; Phocidae. Gene Ontology annotation, molecular function: L-malate dehydrogenase (NAD+) activity.